This is a messenger RNA of Hymenoscyphus albidus, 697 nucleotides long. Lineage: Eukaryota; Fungi; Ascomycota; Leotiomycetes; Helotiales; Helotiaceae. The record is from the annotation of a GenBank genome assembly.
AUGAACUUUCGUCAAACCCACGAUGCUGCCGGUAUCCAUGAUGCCCCCAAAUUUCUGUCAUCUCAUGCAGCGGACAGAUCCAAAAGCGGUGUGCAGACCCUAGGACAAGGAUUUGGUUUUCGCGCAUCCAGAGUUCUCGAUACCAAUGCGAGCGAGUACGUCGAAGAUAUUCGGCUCGAUGUCAAGCAAGGUAUCAGAUGAAAAGAAUCAACAAGAAUCCUGACAAGCAUUGUGAUGGUAAUACAGAGCCAACACAGAACAUGAUGUAGCAUCACAGCCUUGUGACGAAUUGCAAUGCAUAUAUGAUUCAAUGCAGCUAGUGACAAUGUCAAGCUGACUUGUUGAUGGGACUCGGAGGGCUUGGAAUGGUUCACCAGCCAUCCCAAGGCUGAAUAAAUUUGAACGCCAUGCCGCAAGCGAGGGCGACGAUGGGCUAGCGGGACCAGAUAGGCGAUGGUUCCGCAAGCCGCGACUGGUUUCUUGCAUAUUCCAGUUUGAGAAAGGCCUUGCGACCAAUGAUGAUUGGCAUCCAAUAUUGAAAUUGAGUAAUGUCCCGAUGCGGCCUUGUUUCAAGAUGUCGUAUUCCUGGGUGAAGAACGAUAGAAUUGUUUGGAAACCAAGCUUCGUUUUUGGUUAUGUUCUACCGACGGCCUCACACGCCGCACGCAGAGGCUCUGAAAGUCAAAUUGAUCCUUGA